Messenger RNA from Striga hermonthica, 4182 nucleotides. The record is from the annotation of a GenBank genome assembly. Lineage: Eukaryota; Viridiplantae; Streptophyta; Magnoliopsida; Lamiales; Orobanchaceae.
AUGGCGCCGAGCCGAAGAAGGGGUGUCAGCAAAGCGGCGGCCGCGGCCGCUGCAAGGCGGAAGUGGAAGGUCGGGGAUCUUGUGCUUGCCAAAGUCAAAGGAUUUCCAGCGUGGCCUGCAACUGUGAGCGACCCAGGGAAAUGGGGCUACGCUGCUGAUUAUAAGAAAAUAGUAGUACAAUUUUUCGGUUGUGAGCAAAUUGCUUUCUGUAAUCCAGUGGAUAUAGAAGAAUUCACAGAAGAGAAGAAAGUGUCCUUGUUGGGAAAACGCCAUGGGAAAGGUGCAGAUUUUGUUCGUGCAGCAAAUGAGAUAAUCGAGUGCUACGAAAAGUUAAAGAAACAGGAACAAGUUAGUGGUCCUAACGGUACGGAAACUGAUAUCAUCAAUGAGAACUACUCGCAAGAAUCUGUUGUUGCAUCUAGGAAGGAUGAAGCUCCUGUAGUUAAGGUUGAUCUGCUCUCUGCUGGGACCAUUAAUGAUCUCGACUCUCUAAAUAAAGCUGCUGUAGCUGCUGCCACUGAUGAUGCUUUUGAGAAUAAAAACAUUCAUAAUGCAGUGUUUAACAAAAUACCAGCGUCUACUCCUUAUUUAACAAGAAACAAGACAGAUGUUGCUCGGUCGCGAGACAGUGGCUCAACAAAGAGGAAACCUGUGAGAAGGUUAAGAAGUUCUUCAAGGAUAGAUAAUAGGCUCCAGAGUACAACUCUGCCUUCUGUUAAUAGUAAUAGGUCCACUAGGCGCUUUGGUGCUAGUGCAUCUGACAGAUCUUUGAGAAGAAGUCAGAGGAUUGUCAAGUCGUCUGAUGAGUCUGAUGGGCAGAACAUCGACCCACUUGCUAUUAAAGCAAAUGAUUACGUUGAAGAGAGUAAUUCUGGAACAAUGAGUGUGAACUCUGAUACACUUAGUGUUGAUGAUGGCAGCACUGUCGACUCAGUUAGCAAGCCAGUAGGAGCUGGGGAGCCCACUGCUGAAAAUAAUGAAGGUGAAACAGAGUUAAGUGAUAGACUUGACUUCCAAAGCAACAAUGUUAUGAAGAAGAAGAGGAAGCCUAAUCGCAAAAGACACAACAACGGUGCAGUCGACACAUCGAAACUCAAUAUAGUAGUUUCGGAUGCGGAAGAGACCAAAACUGAACUUGUUUCACCCAGUCUUAGUGAGAAACCAGACCAAAAACAGGCUAAGGAUGAUAGUGAUGAACACUUGCCGCUAGUCAAGAGAGCCAGAGUUCGUAUGGGCAGACCAUCACCGACAGCUGAGGACGAAUUUCCUCCAGUGCAGAGAGAGGAACGAUUGUCUGAAGUUCCUGAAAGAUGCUCUGUGCAGUCCUAUGAGCCCUUGAGUUCCAAGGUGGAGGACCAUGCUAACAAAGAAUCUGUCCCCGUCAAGGAAAAACCUGCUCUUUCGUCAUUAGUGCAUGUAAGUCCUGCUAAUAGGCCCAGCUUUUGGGAAUCAAGAAAGAAUUUUGUGGAUGGGGAAGCUGCUUUACCUCCAUCUAAACGUCUGCAUCGUGCGCUAGAAGCCAUGUCUGCCAAUGUGGCUGAAGAUUGUCAAAGAACUUUCAAUUGUUCACCAGCAGCCAAUAUUCAGAGCAAUGGGUACUGUGCUUCUUCCUCUUUGAAAUGCUAUGAGACGUCUGAGGGAAGGAAAGAAAUGAAAGGGUUAGGGUCUGAAGCUAUGGACGAUCUACCGAAUGGUGAUUCACUAUUGAGUGCUCCGGGGCCAUGCGUUGUGUCAGAUGUAAGAUCAGAAAUUGAUGCAGAAAUUACUACUAGGGUUGUACCAGAGUGUGGUAAAGCUAAUACUAUUGAUGGUAAAGUUAAUACUACUGAUGGUAAAGCUAAUACUACCGUAAGCAAGAAUCCUGAAAUGCACACAGGUUCAGGUGGACAAGCGGAAGGUGAUGAUGAUACCAGAGGUGCAGACAUAUUUCCAUUUGUUGAGGUCCCUGCAGAGACCGACACUAUAGCGGAGGAGGAUCAUUUGAAAACGGAAACAGAAAAUUUAGGUGAUCAGUUGGAUAAUUUAAACUGCAAUGCACCAAGUGCAAUGAUGUCCCCCACUGACCACUGCAUGACUAGAUGCACGGAGUUGAAAGAAGCUGCUAAGGGAUCUGAUUUUGAUAUUCUGCAGAUACCGACAGAUUCUACCUCUAUGCAAGAUAUUGCUGUUUGUAUACCUAAUAUUGACAUUUGUAACCGGCCAGAUGAUAAUGGUGGUGAAGUACACAAGACAAAGGACCUUCCUUCAGUUGAGCAUAACCCAGACAGUAGGAUGUGUGAGUAUGUGGAAGAAACAAGACCAUCGUCAUUAAAUUCGAAAAUUAUGCAACCCGUUACUCCAAUGAAGGUUUUGAAUAGAGGGCAUGUUCAAUCUUCAACUUAUUCGACUUACAUUUCCAAUGAACAUAUGGAGGAUAAAACUGUUUCAGCGACUCAGUCGUCUUCAUCUCUGACUGAUGGGCCAGAAUCUGUUGCAAGAACUUCUCCUCAUAGUUCCUCCAUCUGCCACAUAUCUGCUUUAGAUAAUAAGAGAUCUCUUGUAAAUAACAGUUCCUUCUGUCCUGACGUUCAUUUACAUAUAGAAAAAGCAAAACUUGCUGGAAAGUCUAGCAGCAAAAGUGAAGCUUUGUCUUCCUUUGAAGCCAUCAUCAAAUCUUUGACACGGACAAAAGAGAGCAUAGGUCGAGCUACGCGGAUUGCAAUCGACUGUGCCAAAUUUGGCUUUGCAACUAAGGUGGUGGAAAUACUGGCGCAUAAUUUGGAGACCGAGUCAAGUUUGCCCAAAAAGGUUGACUUAUUUUUCCUUGUUGAUUCUAUCACCCAAUGCUCUCGAGCCAUUAAAGGUGAUGGUGGUGUAUAUCCAUCUGCUAUCCAAGCACUCUUGCCCCGUUUGUUAUUAGCUGCUGCCCCUCCUAGUAGUAGUUCUCAUGAGAAUCAUAGGCAAUGUUUGAAAGUUCUGAAAGUAUGGCAGGAGAGAAAGAUUCUUCCAGAACCGAUAAUUCGCCACCACAUCCGGGAGCUUGAUGCACUUUGUGGUUCAUAUCCUACUAUGGGCUCUAACCGAACCUUGAGAAACGAAAGAGCUUUUGACGAUCCUAUCAGAGAGAUGGAGGGGAUGAUGGUGGAUGAAUACGGGAGCAACUCGAGCAUUCAGCUUCCUGGUUUUUGCAUGCCUCGUAUUCUGGGGGAUGAUGAUGAUGCUGGAAGUGAUUCUGAUGGCGAGAGCUUUGAGGCUGUCACACCAGAGCACAAUGUUGAUAAUCACGAGGGAGAUUCGAAUCCGGUUCAUGCAGUUGAAAAGCGUCGGCAUAUUUUGGAAGAUGUCGAUGGCGAGCUUGAAAUGGAAGAUGUAGCUCCCUGCUGUGAAGAUGAGAUUGCUUCCACGAGUAAUUUUGUUGGACUCGAUAAAUCACAAAUGACCCAUCAUCAACCUAAGGAUGUACCCCCACCCCCACCUCCACCUCCACCUCCGCCACCUCAUCCACUUCCGCCUUCUGCUUUUCCUCUUCAGCUGCCUGAUUCUAUUCCGGUUGGCCCUGAUUCUAAGCCCUAUUCGAGUUCUCAGAAUUAUAGUGUCAAUUUUCGAGAGCCCACGAGUGUGGAUCAUCAUGUGCACCAUCGUGUUCGUGAAAACAAGGAUUAUGAAGCUGAGGUUCCUAGACACGUGCCUGACAAUGGUUGUUUUAGCGAUCGACAUACCUCUCGAUUUUCUAGUAGAACUUGUGGUAGCGAGCAGCCGAAUGAUGGAUAUGGCAAGAGCUUUCAUUUACGGCCUCCUCAUCCUGCCCCCUCAAAUCAGUUCUCGUAUGUGCAAGAACAGCGGGUCCAGUCGCGGAGGGAUGCUCCACCGCCUUCACGUCCCAACAGAUUCCAUUCUCGUAAUUCGGACAAUGGGAACUUUUACAGGGACCGUGACAGAAAUAAGUAUGUCCAACGCGAUAAUAUUGGAGAGGGCUGGAGGCCUCCAUAUCCAUCCAUCUCGGGUCAAUGCUAUCCUGACGAAUCCAGGAUGGCUAAUGGGCCCAUGCCGUAUGGUGGGCCACCUCGAGAGCCACCGGGCCCACACAAUAGGUGGAAUUACCCUUCGCGGCCCAUGAACCACAGGCAUUUCAAUCCUUACAGGCCACCUUCUGAAGGACCUAUACCUGUGGCGAAUAGAGGCCCAUAUUGGAGGCCAAGAUGA